GGCUGGACGCCCGGCAGGCAGGCUACUCUGAGCGCGGCCCUGCACUUGCUGCACCGCUCCGGGCAGGCCCGAGCGCGAGGAGCCCCCUCCCGGCUCGGCUCGGCAUGGCGUGCUGCUGGGGCGAGUACCAGGUUUCUGUAGAUGGGAUUUCUGGACAAAGAGAAUGGAGACCUCUAAUUUAUAGAAAAUGCACAGAUGUACUCUGGUUGAUUUUAUUCUUUCUUUUUUGGGCUGGUUUGAUGUUUAUAACUGGCUAUGCUGUAACAGCUGGAGCUGCAGAAAGACUUGUAUUUGGGUAUGACAGCUAUGGAAAUAUAUGUGGUAGGAAGAACACUUAUAUUCAGGGUGCACCUCUUUCUGGACAGGAUAUGACAAAUAAAAAACAUGUGUUCUUUUUGAAUUCGUGCAGUCUGGAAAUUAAAAACCUUAAAAUCAAUUCAGUCGCCUUGUGUGUAUCUAGCUGUCCUCAAGAGCAACUUAACUCUCUGGAAGACAUCCAGCUUUUUGCAAAGAACAAUGGUUCUUCCCUUUGUAUUUAUAACGUGAACAUUUCCAGUUACACACUAAAUCCAAAGGCAUCUGAGCUGUGUCCCACACUGCCAGUUUCACCAAGCAAAUCCUUUCCAUUGUUUAAUCGAUGUGUUCCACAAAACCCUGAGUGCUAUUCGCAGUUUGCAUCCAUCUUGAUAAAUGUGGUUAAUGAAGUUGAUGUUUUUCAUCGUAUUCUGAGUGGAAUAAUGGCAGGAAGAGAUACUGUCAUAGGACUGAGUGUCCUUGCACUAGCCUUCUCUUUAAUAAUGGUUUUAACCUUCAGAUUCAUCACCACACUUCUGAUCCAUAUUUUCAUUACACUAGUUGUGUUUGGAUUGUUAUUUGUCUCAGGUGUUUUGUGGUGGCUCUACUAUGACUACACUAAUGACCCAAGCAUAGAACUGGAAACUGAAAAGGAAAAUGUAAAAUUUUUACUUGGAUUUGCUAUCAUAUCUACCAUCAUCACGAUGGUUCUACUUUCCCUCAUAUUUGUACUAAGGAAGAGGAUUCAGCUGACUAUACAGCUCUUUUGGGUUGCUAAUAAAAUAAUUAGCAGAGUCCCUUCCCUACUGUUCCAGCCACUGUGGACUUUUUUGAUUCUCAUUUUCUUCUGGGUGUUCUGGGUUGCUGUGCUACUUAGCUUAGGAACUGCAGGGAGUGCACAAGUCAUUUCAGGAGGACAAGUAGAAUAUAAAAUUCUGUCUGGCAUUCGCUACAUGUGGUGGUACCAUUUAGUCGGCCUUAUCUGGACUAGUGAAUUCAUCUUGGCUUGUCAACAAAUGACUAUCGCUGGAGCAGUGGUUACUUGCUAUUUCAACCGAAAUAAGAGUAGCUUGCCACGACACCUGAUCCUGUCUUCAAUAUCAGUUCUUUUUUGCUAUCAUCAAGGAACAGUUGUAAAGGGGUCGUUUUUAAUCACAAUAGUGAGAAUUCCAAGAAUUAUUCUUAUGUACCUUUAUGAUGCUCUAAAAGAAAAGCAUGUAUACACCACAACGGCCAUAAAUGGGACAAAUUUUUGUACCUCGGCAAAGGAUGCUCUCUCUAUUUUAGCAAAGAAUUCUGCUAAUAUAGCAUUCAUUAAUUGCUUUGGAGACUUCAUUAUUUUUCUAGGAAAGGUGUUUGUUGUAUGUUUCACAGUUUUUGGAGGGCUAAUGGCAUUUAACUACCAUCAUGAGUUCCAUGUAUGGGUAGUUCCUCUGUUGCUAGUUGCACUUUUUGCCUGCUUGGUAGCCCACAGCUUUUUGUCGGUUUUCGAAGUGGUCAUGGAUGCCCUGUUCUUUUGUUUUGCAAUUGAUAUGGAAACAAAUGAUGGAUCUCCGGAGAAGCCAUACUUCAUGGAUCAAGAAUUACUGAGUUUUGUGAAUCACAGCACCAAGCUAACAGAGUGGGAGAAAAACAGAAAGCAAAAGACCCCCCAAAACAAUGAAGAUGGUACAGAACUACAGCCUAUGGUGAGACGGGAGCAAAGACGAUGUGAUGAGGACAUCAAAUAACAUGUCUCCCAGGUGUACUACAGGAAUGGGGAUAGACUGUAAAUAUUUAUUUUUCUACUUUAUGAUUUCUUGCAGCAGCCAAAUUGUUGAGCCCCAGGGCUUUCAUCCUUUCACGCUAAUCAUUGUUACUAACACUGGAAGCUCAGGGCCAGAUUGUGGCCAUGAAUGGCCAGCAGUGAACUCUUCUGGUAUAAAGCAGGCACAGCUGGCUUUUGUGCCAACCACCCUUCCCAUCCCCAGCAUAGAGAGGGAUGAAGAGGCACAGAAAGAGCUUGUGGCGGGAUUCCUCGCAGCCACAUUGAUCCUCCAUUGGCGUAAAGAUUCAAAAGGCCUUAAGUGUAAAUUUCUGUAGUGCUAGGUUGUUCUAAUUCACACUGGGACUGGUAUAGAUAUCCUGCUUCCAUGCACAGAGCAGUACUCAGAUGUGGUGGAGACUCUGGCACAUGUUUUAAGCUGAUAUUUUUGUUUGAUUGUGCUUUACACUAUUUUAAAAUUAUGAGGUGAAAGAAGGGAGAUGCCCCCUCAAGAUGCAGUUUCAGACUUAAAGACUAAGGGUGUGUCUUCAAGCACAAUUAACUCAAGUUAUAAUUUGUGUUACCCCUAGACUCUCAUCCAUACUCAAAUCUCUAAUUUGAGUUAGGCCAUGUCUACACUACAUAGUUUUGUCAACAUAAGGCAGCUUAUGUUGACCUAACUAGAGGUGUACACACUGCAAUGCUCCUCCCGCUGCUUUAACUGUCACAUAGCAACUGCCCAGCAUGCUGGCUCCAUGGAGUACCCUGCCUUGAGUACCCGGGAGGUGGUGGAUCUCCUGGAUCUGUGGGGAGAGGAGGCUGUGCAGGUGCAGCUCUGCUCCAGCCUCAGAAACUUGCUCGGGGCAUGAAGGAGAAGGGCUACGACAUACAGCAGUUCAAAGAGCUGCAGAAGGCAAGGGAGGCAAAUAGACACCUCUGGUACGGAGCCACAGACAUGCCGCUUUUACAAGGUUGAGGCUGGGGUCAGUGUUGGUGAAUAGCUCCCCCACUUGAGCUCCUCUUAUAGCCUUGUGUUUAUAAUGCCAGCACAAGACUGAAGAGCAGUACAGGAUCCAUGCGUUCUGCCACACAUGGCUGGCUCACAGGUGACCAGGGCGGUUGAAAAGCAGCUGGAAACCUAGUAGGAUGCCCAUGGAAUGAUGGGAUUGAGAAACCUGCAUCAUGUGACAUUGAACCUGCCCCCAUAAGGCAUUGCAAACCCUUUCCAAAACACUCUGUGGCCAGUUGCACAGUGGGAUAGUUAUCCACAGUGCACUGCUCUCUGUGUUAAUACAAGAACGGCAACUGUGGAUAUACUAUGCCCAUACAAGGAACGUAGUGUGGAUGUGCAACAGCUGUUUAAUUACAGCAAUUUAACUUUGUAGUGUAGACAUUAGCCUGAAAUGGUGUUUUAUGCUCGAACCUGUUUGGGUGGGGGAGGAAUGGGAUAGUUUGAGACUCAAGUAAUGCUGAAGCUCAAGCUCCUACUGCUGUGAGGAUGUAACAGCUUGAGUUACAAAUCAUUAGCAGCUAAUCCAAUCACUCUAUUAACCCAAUUACUCUGUACUGCUAAUCAUAUCACUCUGUAAAUCCAGUUUUUUUUUGUAGUGUGGUUGCUCUCGCUUGAGGUAGACUAGCUCAGAUGCAGUUUUUUGAGUGUACAGACUCGAGUUAUGUUGCUGUGAAGACAAGCUCUCAGAGAAAAAGGUUGCCAGUUGACUUUAAUGGAGCUAUGACAAUUUACGUCAGCUGAGAAUCUGACUCAGUGUGGUUAGAACUCAGCAUGAUUGUCACUCAGGCAUAAAAUCUAAUUCUCAGUAAAGCCCAGGGUUUGCUGAUAAAUGGUCUGCAGCAGCAGCCAUUCCAUGUCCUGCUAAAUUGUCAUGCACAAAAAAGAAGUUGGUAUUGUUGCCCCUUUUUGACUCAAGUGGUUAGUCAAAGUUUGGGGGCUGGUAAGAGUUCAGAUGGGAGUACAAAUUGGUGAAAGUCAAGUGUUUCUUUGAUGCAGUUUUGGUUAUUUACAACGAAUGUACAAAGUUCUGUCUUUCUGAACACGUAGGCAAUCAAAUAGCAGGAAACAACUUCUUUUGCUAAUAGGACCAAGAGCAUUUGUCAGGCUGCACCUGACCCCAAAACCUCUCCCCACGUGUCUUCCAGGGUGAGCCACCCACUUUCAUCUGCUUCUUUAGCCUGUCAGUGUCACUCACUCAGGCUGUAUGCAUGCAGCUGCUCUGUUGUAAGAUCUCUAGUGGAGCCACUCUAAGCAAACAGGAGAGCUCUCCCGCCUACUUAAUUAAUCCACCCCAACAAGUGUCAGCAGCUGUGUGGACAGCAGCUCUCCUGCUGACAUAGUGCACACCAGGCUUAGGUUGGUGUAAUUUAUGGUGCUCAGUGGGUGGCUUAUUCACACCCCUGAUUAACAUAAGUGAUAGUGUAGACAUAGCCUCAGUCCAUUCUCAGUUUCUGUGUGUUCUGUCUGCCUCCGACUUACCCAUGAUCACAAUACCGAGGCAAACCUUCUGUCCACCUGGGGCCAGUGUCUGGGCAGACUUUAUUAGGCUUUGUUUUAGGUGUGGCCUUUUAACUGUUUCUUACAGCUGGCUUAAAUGGGGGACCAGUUAAAGAAGUCUUAACUCAUCCCAUAACAAGGUUUUAUCCAGCUCAUAACAAUAUAUUUUGGUGAUUAUUACUUGAUUUAUUUUUCAAGAGGUUGCAGACUGAGGGUGUGUCUAUGCUACAAGUGCUGAAGUGGUACAACUGCAGUAGCAUUGUAGUGUGACACUACAGCAAUGGAAAGGGGUUUUUCUAUCACUGUAGUAAAUCCACCCCCUCUCAAGAGAUGGUACCUAGGUUGGUGGAAGAAUUAAUCCUUUGACCAGUCUACAUCUACGGUGAGGGUUAGGUCAACCUAACUACACACAGCGUGCAAACUUUUUCCUAGCUCUGAGCAAUGUAGCUAGGUUGAUCUAAGUUUUAGGUGUAGACCAGGCCUGAGGCACUUACACUUUUUUCAUAGCAUUAUUGUAUAGAGAAAUAACCUAAGCUCUUAGGUUAGAAUUCAUGGUUUUAAGUUUAUUAUUCUGAUUAUGAAUGGCUGUGCUUGGUGUCUUUGUUACUUGUACUUUUGGUGAAUUUAGUAAAAAAUUAUUGAAAAGCGCAAAAGGAAUACAAAAUAGUUCUUUGUACCCUUACUUUCCCCCACCAAAGAAAAUCCUGGAUACACAGAUAUAAGAGUGCACAAUCCCCCUUUAUUUUCUUGGAAGAUCACAUUUUACAAAUAUUUUGAUAAAGAUGUCAGGGCCAGUGCUAUGUAUUUGACUCCCCCUUCCCCCUCGAUUGUAGACUUGAACUUGAGAUUGACCUUGAAAGCAUACAGGAUAAACAGUAAUAGAAAUUCAGACAAAACAAAGUGAAGGUUACAGAUAUGUUGCAACAAAGUAAUUUUUAGAUGUGUAAACCCUGGUUUGUACCUCUUACACUGAAGAAAAAAUUAGAUAUUUAAUUAUUGUUUAAUUUUUUAUGUACAAUAAUGGAUUUUUCCAGCAUAUCUGAUUUUAUUAAAAAAUGGAAAAGUAUUUGAGGUUUUAUAAAAUUUGAAUUAAUAAACAAAUCUCCUGUAAGAUUUGUGGUGCUGCUUGAAAACAGUAAGUUGACUAAAUCCAAGAGUUAUCCUUUUGGUAUCGGACCCGCUUGAUAAGUCAGCUGACAUGAUCCAGCAGUAAUUCUGUAUGCACCUAUCUGGAAAAUAUUGGUCAGUAGUCCCUGAGUCAAUUGAUGCACAGAACUGUAAAGAAGAUUCUUUUAGAUCAUUCCCAUUUGGACUAUUUAAUAUCCUUAAUAACCACUACACCCAAUUAAGGAGCAACAUUCAAGCCAUUGGAAGGAAAUUAUCUCCAGUUUCCCUCAGCCAAGACAAUAGCUACGAGGUAUGUGGGGUUUGUGGGAGGUCGGUCAUUUUUUGGUUUGAGGAGAGUUUUUUUUUGUACAGGUGGAUGGGUGGUCUUGGUGAGGAGGAAAAUUAUGAACAGCCCUUUUGUUCCUCUCUGCAGUGCAGAAGAGGGAUAAAUCCUCUAGAUGUACUAAGGUUUGUAAAUUAAAAUGAACAGACAUUUAGUAUGUGACAGAAAGCAGGGAAAAUAAGCUGGGCACUUGAUGUUGAUCUGAGAUCACAGGAUGAAAUGUUAGAGAGAGGCAGACGUAAUUGGACAGAGGUUGAGACAUUGGGGUGAAGAAGUAGAUGUGGAAGUUUCUGGCAUAGAAGUGGUAGUUUGGGAAGUGAAGAAAAUUACCUCAUGGGGAGAGAGUGAAGAGAUGACAAAGGAUGGAAUCCUAAGAAGACUUGGGGGGAGAGGAGGAGCCUCCAGAAGAGAUGCUGAAGGGGAAGACAAAAAGUUUAAAUAGCAAUAAUAAAACCCUCGAAGAGCAUCAGGGAAUGUCUUUAUGCACAAUUGAAAUUUUGUUGAGCUCGGGGGUGGGUUUGGAUCUUGGAUGUCAUAAAUUUUCAUGAGGUCAAAAUUUUCUCAUUUUGUGAGAUACAUGGGUCCAUUUCUCUAUCUUUUGGGAGGAAAUUGGAAAAGAUUUCAAAAGAACAUGAUAUAGUGAGGCUUUGUUUUUAAUUCAUCUAGAUCUGAUAAUCGAUUUUUACUUAGUGCUACACAAUCCUUUUUUUCCCCCCCAGAGCUGCUUUAACUUCCUGUUUGAAGGCAGGAUUGAGUGGGAGACCAGAAGAUGUCUCUAGCAGAGAUAUACAUGUAGUACAGAUGGUUUCAGUCUAUGAGCUGGAACAUUUCAGCAGGUAAGAGAAAGUUCCUGUCUUUGCUGCCCUAAAGAACAAACUCAGAGGUGGAGGAGGACAGAGUUUGUUUAAUAACUGAGGAAAUAUCAGAUGCAGCAAAGACAAUUAAUGACAAUUCUCUUGUCUUCUAAUAAAAAUUGGUCAGAC
Messenger RNA from Gopherus flavomarginatus (Mexican gopher tortoise), 6980 nucleotides. RefSeq names its product solute carrier family 44 member 3 (gene SLC44A3). Bases 105 to 2024 code for a protein of 639 amino acids. The record is from RefSeq and is a predicted model, not a curated record. The transcript has 14 exons. Gene Ontology annotation, cellular component: membrane. Gene Ontology annotation, biological process: transmembrane transport. Lineage: Eukaryota; Metazoa; Chordata; Testudines; Testudinidae. Gene Ontology annotation, molecular function: transmembrane transporter activity.